Bacidia gigantensis is the source of this 1941-nucleotide messenger RNA. RefSeq lists its product as uncharacterized. The record is from RefSeq and is a predicted model, not a curated record. The coding region runs from base 1 to 1941 and encodes 646 amino acids. Gene Ontology annotation, molecular function: protein serine/threonine kinase activity; ATP binding. The transcript is spliced from 5 exons. Lineage: Eukaryota; Fungi; Ascomycota; Lecanoromycetes; Lecanorales; Ramalinaceae. Gene Ontology annotation, biological process: protein phosphorylation.
AUGUCUUGGAAUCUAACAAAGAAGUUUAAAGAGACCCAUCUCGGGCCAUUGAAAAGCAGCCUCAGCGGUCGGUCUACAUCGACUUCUACAGUCAAAAGCGAUGAGCAACCACUGUCAGACGAAAAGCUCAUGACGACGACGAGUAGCGUAAGCAAAACCAGUACUACAAGCACGAAUGGCAUUGCGGCUUCGGAAGAUAUGAUUGCAUCACCGCCGCAAGUACCGAGCAAACCUGGCAUCCUCAUAGUCACUCUCCAUGAGGGCAAAGAUUUCUCUCUACCAGCGCAAUAUCAGCAAACAUACAACUCUCAACUACAAAAUUCAAUCUCAUCAGGAUAUGGCGUGGCGGGCUCCAUGCGUGAUCCUAUGGGCCGUACCCCAGGUGGAAUGGCAGGAUCCUACGCUCAGAAUCGACCUCAAUCAGCAACUGGAGGUGGUAUUAAUGCUGCUCCAACGAUCCAUGGCAGAUACUCUUCGCGACACCUACCCUAUGCGCUGCUGGAUUUCGAUAAGGUACAAGUGUUUGUCGACGCAGUUUCAGGAAGCCCGCAAAAUCCCUUAUGGGCGGGCGACAAUACGUCCUAUAAGUUUGAUGUUUCAAGAGCCACAGAUCUAUCCGUACAAAUUUUUCUAAGAAACCCAAAUGCUCGCCCAGGCGCUGGUCGUAGUGAAGAUAUCUUUUUAGGCGCCGUGCGCGUCAAUCCUAGAUUUGAGGAGGGGCAAUAUUCUUCAGAAGACCCGAAAACAGGCAGGAAGGAUUGGGAGAAGGUUAUGGCCAACCAGCAGCAGGCAAGACACCUGGGUCAAAUGGGUACAGAUUGGCUAGAGGUUGCUUUCGGCUCUGGUUCUGUCAAGGUUGGGGUCGCUUUCGUUGAAAACCGACAACGAACGCUCAAGAUUGAGGAUUUCGAGCUACUGAAAGUAGUUGGUAAAGGAAGCUUUGGCAAAGUCAUGCAGGUCAUGAAAAAGGACACCCACCGAAUAUACGCCCUCAAGACGAUCCGAAAAGCACACAUAAUCUCCAGAUCAGAAGUUGCACAUACACUAGCCGAGCGAUCAGUACUUGCACAAAUCAACAAUCCUUUCAUCGUUCCUCUAAAGUUUUCCUUUCAAUCUCCAGAGAAAUUAUACUUGGUGCUCGCCUUCGUCAAUGGUGGGGAGCUUUUCCACCAUUUGCAACGCGAGCAAAGAUUUGAUGUCAAUCGUUCGAGAUUCUACACUGCAGAAUUGCUGUGUGCUUUGGAGUGUCUGCACGGCUUCAAUGUGGUGUACCGGGAUUUGAAACCUGAGAACAUCCUUCUCGAUUACUCUGGUCAUAUUGCACUCUGUGAUUUUGGUCUAUGCAAGAUGGACAUGAAAGAUGAAGACAGGACGAACACAUUUUGUGGCACCCCCGAAUACCUCGCGCCCGAGCUCUUACUCGGGCAAGGCUAUGAUAAGACAGUGGACUGGUGGACUCUUGGUGUUCUUCUUUACGAGAUGCUGACAGGACUACCUCCUUAUUACGACGAAAAUACGAAUGAGAUGUACCGGAAGAUCUUGUCAGAACCAUUGCAUUUUCCAGGCCCAGAAAUCGUACCACCAGCGGCAAAGGACCUCUUGAUACAGCUUCUUGACCGCAACCCGGCGAUGAGGCUUGGUGCGAAGGGUCCCUCUGAGAUCAAAGCACACCCUUUCUUCCAGGCUAUCGAUUGGAGGAAAUUGCUCCAAAGGCGAUACGACCCAACUUUCAAGCCAAACGUGACAGAUGCCCUUGAUACGGCUAACUUCGACCGGGAAUUCACCUCCGAAGCACCAACGGAUUCAUAUGUGGAAGGACCAAUGCUUUCGCAGACCAUGCAACAGCAAUUUACGGGCUGGUCAUACAACCGGCCCGUGGCUGGGCUUGGGGAUGCUGGAGGCAGUGUAAAGGAUCCUUCCUUCUCGGACGUGGCACGUUAA